CCCUCUUCAACUGACAACUCCCCUCUUCAUUUCUUCUUACAAUUUUCAAAAACUCCAAGAGCCUCCCGAACUCCUCCACCUCGCCGGAAAACAAUGUCGGAUUCCGGCGACACCGACGAUAAGAUUCCACCACCACCACCGAACGCUUCCUCCCUCUCCCACCAGCUCACCUCCAAAACCGAGCUCCUCAACCUCAAGCUCUACGUCGUCAUCGCCAUCCUCCUCGCCGCCGUCCUCGCCGUCUUCCUCCUCGUCUUCCUCUGCCUCCGCGCCCGCCGCGCUUCCCGGCGCCGCAGUAGCCGCAUGCGCGUGAAGCACAGCUCCGGCUCCAUCCCCCUCGUCUCCAAAGAGAUCGCCGAGAUCAAGGACCAGCCGACCACUCGCCCUGAUCCUCCUCUGCCUCCUCCUUCCGCCGCAGAGGGCAAAUCCGGAAAGGAAAAGAUGAAGGAAGCGCAGCCGAGUCAGUCACCGGCUUUUGAUGUUGAGAAAGCCGAGGGUGACGUGUUUGGGUGGGGCCGGUGGUAUAGCCUGGAGGAGCUGCAGGCUGCGACGCGUGGAUUCUCGGCAGAGAAUGUGAUUGGAGAAGGCGGAUACGGCGUCGUUUACCGAGGAGCUUUGCAGGACGGCUCAGUUGUCGCCGUCAAGAACCUUCAUAAUAACAAGGGUCAAGCUCAGACAGAGUUUAAGGUGGAAGUGGAAGCCAUCGGAAAAGUAAAGCAUAAGAACUUGGUUGGUCUACUUGGUUAUUGUGCAGAAGGUGCUCAAAGGAUGCUUGUAUAUGAAUAUAUUGACAAUGGGAAUUUGGAGCAGUGGUUGCAUGGUGAUGUUGGGCCUGUCAGCCCUCUGACUUGGGAUAUCAGAAUGAAGAUAGCCAUCGGAACGGCAAAAGGGCUGGCCUAUUUGCAUGAAGGGUUAGAACCCAAAGUGGUGCAUCGUGAUAUAAAAUCUAGCAACAUUCUUCUGGAUAGAAAGUGGAACCCAAGGGUCUCCGAUUUUGGUUUGGCCAAGCUCUUGGGAUCUGAGAAAAGCUAUGUGACUACACGUGUAAUGGGGACGUUCGGAUAUGUUUCUCCAGAGUAUGCAAGUACAGGUAUGCUUAAUGAGGGGAGUGAUGUAUAUAGUUUUGGUGUUCUACUUAUGGAGAUAAUUACAGGAAGAAAUCCAAUUGAUUAUUCCAGACCAGCUGGAGAGAUGAACCUGGUUGAUUGGUUUAAAGGAAUGAUUUCACGUCGUGGGGAGGAAAUUUUAGAUCCAUUGAUAGAAGUUCAGCCCCCUCCAAGAGCUUUGAAGCGGGCAUUGUUGGUCUGUCUCCGCUGUAUAGAUCUAGAUGUCCAUAAGCGGCCGAAAAUGGGGCAAAUUGUUCAUAUGCUCGAUGCAGAAGACUUUCCUUUCCGUUCGGAUACCCGAUCAGCUCGUUAGAUAGAAAGAUUCUCUCCCUUCCCAUACAGUUGAAUCCAAUAAUGUCCAAUAUCUGUCCAGCUAUUACUGCGGCAAUGAAGCAAAAGCUAGUUGAGGUGGAGAUCGUUCUUUUUUUCGGCUGAUAAGUAGUACAGUAAUGGAGGGUUGGUGUAUAUAGAAGUUACCAAUUGUGACUGCAUAUAUAUUAUUGUAAUCUGUUCUUA
Argentina anserina (silverweed cinquefoil) is the source of this 1622-nucleotide messenger RNA. RefSeq names its product probable receptor-like serine/threonine-protein kinase At4g34500. Gene Ontology annotation, molecular function: protein kinase activity; ATP binding. Gene Ontology annotation, biological process: protein phosphorylation. Bases 94 to 1419 code for a protein of 441 amino acids. NCBI's taxonomy places the organism in Eukaryota, Viridiplantae, Streptophyta, Magnoliopsida, Rosales, Rosaceae. The record is from RefSeq and is a predicted model, not a curated record. The transcript has 7 exons.